AUGACCCGCUGCAGCGCCCGCGCCUUCGGCACCUCCGCCGUCCGCGCCGAUGACAGCCUGCCGAAGAACUGGAACGAGGCGAUCCAGCAGGUGAACAAGAGCUUCAACGCCGGUGUCAAGGACGCCGCCAGCGCGAUGGAGUCGUCUCUCGAUGACAUCUCCAAGAACGCCAAGCCAUACGCUGAGGACAUUGCCAACCGCCUCAAGGCCGUGUUCGGGGACAAGGCGCCCUCGGCCAAGGACGUCCAGAAGGAGCUUGAGCAGUCGGCCAAGCAGGCGUACCAGGCUGUCGAGGAGACCGCCAAGGAGGUCUCCGGCGACGCCAACACUGCGUCCAAGCUCGACAGCCAAUUCGCCAGUGACUUCAGCAAGGCCGCCAACCAGCGCGCCAGCGACCUCAAGAAGGCCCUCAACUCCAACAACUAA
Trichosporon asahii var. asahii CBS 2479 is the source of this 426-nucleotide messenger RNA. RefSeq lists its product as uncharacterized. Lineage: Eukaryota; Fungi; Basidiomycota; Tremellomycetes; Trichosporonales; Trichosporonaceae. The record is from RefSeq and is a predicted model, not a curated record. The transcript has 2 exons. The coding region runs from base 1 to 426 and encodes 141 amino acids.